AGAGAUACCAACAGGGUGUGACAGAGGCAUUGCAAAACUCAACCUUAUUUGAAGACCAUCAGGACAGUAAAAACCAAGUGAAAAUCAAAACAAGGGCUUACAUGCGGCGGGUGUCACAGAACACCAUUGCUGACUGGGUCUUUGGUGGCCAGUUUGUCAACACCAUAGUGUGUGAAGACUGCAACCAUACCUCACAGAAAAUUGAGCCCUUCCUGGACAUUUCCUUGCCCAUUUAUGAUGAAAAGGUACUUCGCCAUUGGGGAGACCAGGACUGUGACUUGGACACUGACUCAGUCAACACUUGCUUUCCAUCAUCAUCAUCAGGCAGGAAAAAGAGGGACAACAAUAAGGUUGCCAAAGGCAGAGGUGCUACUGGGAUCACAAGACCAAAGAGUAUCAGCCUCAAAGAGACUCAUUCCAACAAUAAGAAGUUGAAUUUGAGACGCAAAUCAAAGAGCCUUUGCUCACCUGACAAUAGCUCUUUGAGCUUCAUGGCUGACAUCCUGAUGGAGGAGUCUAUGAUGAUGACAGAUGCUUCUUCUGAGAAGGGCUUCAACAAUAAUGACUAUGAGGAUAAUGAAGAUGCUGUUUCCAUGAACUCUGUGCACUCUGUGAGUCAA
Molecule: messenger RNA, 620 nt
Organism: Notodromas monacha
Lineage: Eukaryota; Metazoa; Arthropoda; Ostracoda; Podocopida; Cyprididae
Source: the annotation of a GenBank genome assembly